GUGCUGGUGUGGGCCGGACGGGCACCUUCAUCGUCAUCGAUGCCAUCAUAGAUAUGAUGCAUGCUGAGCAAAAGGUCGACGUCUUUGAGUUUGUUUCCAGGAUCCGUAACCAGCGGCCUCAAAUGGUUCAAACUGAUAUGCAGUAUACAUUCAUCUACCAAGCCUUACUAGAAUACUACCUCUACGGAGACACAGAGCUGGACGUAGCCUCCCUGGAGAAGCAUCUCCAAUCCCUUCACAGCCCCACAGCGCCCUUGGACAAAAUUGGCCUCGAGGAAGAGUUCAGAGUAGGUGCUAACAUUGGGUCCGGGGCCUCCCAGCAACGUCUCUGGGCUGGAGAAGAAGCGUCGAGAUGGACACAUGUUGGUAUUAAAAAACGUAUGAGCAACAUGAGCCCUGGGUAGGAAAGCAGAUUCAGAAAGGGGACAGGUAUGGUGUGGUGGAAAGAGGGCUGACCUUGGAUGCAAAUCCUGGACAAAUCCCUUUACCUCUGAAGCAGAGAGAUCAUCCAUACACCACCCACCUCCCUGGGCCAUUAGAAUUAGAAUGCUCCAUCAAGGGGAGCUGACCCCAUGACCGAGUAGGAAGAGGGUUGGGCAGCUCUGGCACACAUGAGCUCUGCCACUGUGGGCAAGUCACUUGCCCCCUCUGAACCUCAGUUUCCUCAUCUGUAAAAUGGAGAUAAUUCCUCUACUUCUUUCUCAGCAGGGUCAUUGUAAGGAAAUUAUCCCAUAAACCUUGAAGCACUGUAGAUGUGGGGCUACCGUUAUUAUUAGGAAGUGUUUCCAGACCAGUGAGCUGGGGGGAGUUGAUGAAGAGUAGGAGGAUAAGAAGGAGAGAGAUAGCAUGGUAAUAAUAGUAGCGAUCAUUGUUUUGGACCGAACCCGUGAUUUCAUUGACCAGGAUAUGUCAGAGGGAGGACCUGAACCCAGGGCUUCCUGUCUCUAAUGUUGGCACGCUAACCACAAAACCAUAAUGCCUCCCUAACAA
Messenger RNA from Vombatus ursinus (common wombat), 990 nucleotides. RefSeq names its product receptor-type tyrosine-protein phosphatase epsilon-like. The transcript is spliced from 2 exons. Gene Ontology annotation, molecular function: protein tyrosine phosphatase activity. Lineage: Eukaryota; Metazoa; Chordata; Mammalia; Diprotodontia; Vombatidae. Bases 54 to 404 code for a protein of 116 amino acids. The record is from RefSeq and is a predicted model, not a curated record. Gene Ontology annotation, biological process: protein dephosphorylation.